Gambusia affinis (western mosquitofish) is the source of this 4139-nucleotide messenger RNA. RefSeq names its product chondroadherin (gene chad). Gene Ontology annotation, molecular function: protein binding. Gene Ontology annotation, cellular component: extracellular matrix. NCBI's taxonomy places the organism in Eukaryota, Metazoa, Chordata, Actinopteri, Cyprinodontiformes, Poeciliidae. The coding region runs from base 1601 to 2716 and encodes 371 amino acids. The record is from RefSeq and is a predicted model, not a curated record. The transcript has 4 exons.
GUAACCAGAAUCCCAAUAGGUUUGAAUUUGAUGGCAUUUUGAAUCUACGGGAUUUAUACCCGACUGCAUUCAAAAUGUUUAAAACGGACUGUUUUGGAGUUUAUUACAAUAAAUUGCAAUAAAAGGAGUAUUCUUUUCUCCUGGUUGAAUAUUUCAGACUACAGAAACAUUAUUUUCAUGACAACUUGAAAUGAAAAUAUUAGAUUAAGGAUAUUUGGCUAUGUGUCCUUUAGACUUCACUCCCGUUUGUUUAUUGUUUCAGGACUUUCUGCACAACUUGCUGUUCUUUAACAAGGAGCACCAACAGAGGACAACUGCAAACAGAAAUUGUCCUCUACAGGAAGCUGUGGAAGAUGCAUGUUUUUGCAAAACCUUCUUGAUGUUAAAAAGAGUAAUGUAGAGUCUUGGUUGUGGAUCCCUGUUCUACUUAAAUGGGCGUUUAAGCUCCUUUAAUUCGCUACAUUCCAUCCAGCCCGCCCUGUUUUAUAGCGGGUAACUUGGCGUUUGCCUCCGGCAGGAAUGUUUUCUUCUCCAUUCAGCUGAUUAUCAAAAAAAAGAAAGAAAAUAAAAAAUCACAGGAGAAUCCUCCAUCAGCAGCAGGAAAGUUUAAACUGGGCAAUAAAUGUCAGGCUCUCUCAGAUGAGGCUGUGGUGAAAGUCUUCACCUGCCAAACCUCCCCAAAAAAUUAAGAUUCACACUAAAAUGUUAGAUUUGUGAGGUAAACACUAGAUAUCCUUUUUUUUCUUCUUCUUCUUCUUUUUUUUUUUUAAAUGGGUGGGACCAUAAAAUACAAGAAGCUGAAGCCAAACCAUCCUCUGACCUGAGCAAGUCACACCCUGCCAGAAACGGCUCCAAAUCACAUAAACUGCUCCAUCUUCUGCGUUGAGGUUUAACUGGAAAUCUCCAUUACAUAACACCGCUCUCGGUUUUCAAGAGGAACAAUGCACACAGGAAUGCAAAGAGGCAUUUAAAGUUUUCACGCCCGUGAUGAUGGAAGUACGUUUUUUGUUUUUUUUCCUUUCUUUUUUGCAGAUGACUUGCAUCUUGCUUCCAUGCCAGCCAUCUGGAGACUAUUACAGGUUAUAAAACAGCUGCGCAGGAGUGGCUCCUUUUUGCUGCCACCGCAGACUGAAAAACAAUGGCGAAGUCUGGGAGCGUGCACAGAACCAAACUGACCUCGUGCCACGUUGUCAAACAUUCACCUGGAGCCUCUGACAGGGGAAAAAGUACGAUUGGUGCUUGUUGUGAUUUGUUGGGACAUGCGUCCGCUGUGGUGCGCUGGACGUCAGGUCGUCCCUGCAAACCUGCAAAGAAGACGUUGACGGGCGCUCUGUGAGGGUUAAAUUCUCACUGACACUUGACUUCCAUGUGCAGACCUCUCACUUUAACCCUCCUCAUUUUUUUCCCUCCACAAGUAAAUGUUAUAAAUAGCGCUGUGUGCUCGGCCCAUCGGCAAUCCUCCUCUCACCUUUUGCUCACUCCUCCUCUCUGUUUUCCUCACAGCAAAACCACGCUCUGUUGUAGCUUCUCCUAACUGCUCCCGUCGAGGUUUUUUUUUUUUUUUUUUCGUGUGAAAGUUGCUCUGACGGAGGCCAUCAGAAUGCGCUCUGCGUCCUGCGUGCUCUUGUUGGGAGGCUGCAUCCUCCUGGGGCUCCUGGGAGUCCAGAGCCAAUGCCCGAGCCCGUGCCAUUGCCACGGAGACCUGCAGCACGUCAUCUGUGACGGCGUGGGGCUCAAGAAGAUCCCUCAGGUUUCGGAGGCCACCCGUCUGCUGAACCUGCAGAGGAACAACCUGGGCACCGUCCCCUCAGGGGCCUUCAGCGAAAGCAAGGGUCUCGUUUCUCUGCACAUGCAACACUGCCAGAUACGAGAGAUUGAAUCCCAGGCCUUCAAGGGACUGAAGAAGCUCGUCUACCUCUACUUGUCCAACAACAAGAUCAGCAGCAUCAAGUCGGGCGCCUUCGAGGAUUUGACUAUGCUCACCUACCUGUACAUGGAGGGGAACCAGAUGAGCGAGCUGUCCAAGGGGCUCUUCUCCCCCAUGAUCAACCUCUUCGUUCUGCAGCUUAACAACAACAGGCUGCGAGAGCUCCAGCCAGGGACCUUCGCGGGUGCCAAGGACCUGCGCUGGCUGCACAUGAGCGGGAAUGAGCUGACGACGCUGCACCCGGGGUCUCUGGACGAAGUGGAGAACCUCGCUAUACUUCACCUGGACAGGAACAGGCUGUCCGCCUAUCCCAGCGCCGCCAUGGGCAAACUGCGAGUGGUGGAGGAGCUCACGCUGGGAAAGAACCCCAUGAAGACGAUCCCAGACAACGCCUUCCAGAGUUUUGGUCGCUACAUGGAGAAACUACACCUGGACGAUAUGGGCUUGGAGAAGCUAUCUGCUGGUGCAUUUAAUGGCGUGACAGCACUUAAGUUCCUUUACCUGGAUAACAACAACCUCAAGUCUCUGCCCACCACUAUGCAGCUGAGUGUCGACACCAACAUGACCCUCUUCAACAACCCCUGGACCUGCUCCUGCCAGCUAGCGCCACUACGCAAGUGGAUGGACUCCCGCCAAAAUGAAACAGAUGCAAUUUGUGAGUCACCUCCUCCACAGAAAGGCAUACAAAUCAGAAAAAGCACCGUCUUCAAGCGCUGCAAGAGCGAAAAGAACGAUAAGAACAGUAAGAGCAAGAAGACAAAAAAAUCUCGGACUGGUCGACGUCAGUAAACCGUCAGCUGAUCAGGAAGCUCAGAGAAGGAGCCUGUCCAGGUGACCGGCUACAGCGAAAGCAACACUUACUGACUCUGCUUUGAGACUGUUGUAAAGGAAAAGCUUUACACUCUAUGGUAUACAAAACCCAUAUGCUUUUCUUUUGUAUCAUUUAUAUCAAAGACUGAAUAAUAAAGUGGAAGCAGCAAACGAAGUGGCAGGAGGCAACCAGAACAGAAAAAUUAGAUGUUUUUAUUCUUCCUGAUGCAGGUGGAGAUCUUGGUUUGAUCGAAGUAACUCUGUAAAGAUUUAGUUCAUAUCUGCGACUGUUGAUCAGGCUUCAGAAAAGACCCAGAACAUCAAAAUGUGGUGCCUUCCAAAAGGUAUUCACAUCCCUUGAACCAUAAAGUACAAUGUGGGAUUUUAUGUGAUAAACUAUCACAAAGGAGUGCAUAACUGUUAAGGGGAAGCACAGUGUGCAAGUUUUGACUUUUUAAAUCAAAUCUGAAAAGUGUGGCGUGUUAUUCAGCCACACAUAAGUCAACACUUUCCAGAAAGUAUUUUGGGGUUUAGCUUAACGUUUUUUAUAUCCAGGGACUAAAACUUUUGCCCAUUCUUCUUUGCAACGCAGCUCAACGUGAGUCAGACUGGAUGGUGACCAUCUGUGAACAUCUGUUUUCACAAAUUCUCAAUUUAACUUAGGUCUGGACUUUGACUAGGCCAUUCUAACACAUGGAUAUGUAUUGAUUUAAACAAAUUCUGGUUGCAUGUUCAGGGUUAUUGUCCAGCAGCUGAACUUUUGCCUUUAUUUCAAGUCUUUUACAACCUCAAACAGGUAUUUUUUCCACGUUGGUCCUCUGACCAGCUUAAAACAAGUUGUGGAAAUGAUCCAUUCUCCCCCUUCCUCUUCAAAUGUCUGCACCACUUUAUGUUGGUUUAUUAUCGAAAAUCCCAGCUGAAAUUUGUGGUUGUAAUGUGACAAAAUGUGUGGAAGUUUAAGCUUAAAACGUAUGAACACUUCUACAAGGCGUUGUACGUCCAAAAUGACACCUGAACAGGUAAUCAGAAAUCAUUUGUCUUUUCACUGUCCUUCGUUAUAAAAGUGGAACAGGGUAUAUUUUUCUUCCCACUGCGUGCAACAAGAGGGCAAAUGUAAGAUUUUUAUUAUUUUUUUUUUCUUUCUAAUAAAAUAUGUUUCCUCAUUUAUUGUAUAUUCUGUGUGUUUAUAUUUCACUUUUGAACGUGAUAAUAGCUGUUCACAUCCAAUAAACCUUUUUUAAAAAGUAAAUAUUAUUUUGUUUGUCAUCACUGCUCAAGUUUGUCAUUUGUCUCCUUCUUUCGUGUUUGAAAGCUGAACUCCACUUUUAAGUCAUUGGAUUUGAAGUUUUUACGAUUCUGUAGCUACAUGUUUAUGUUUAUUAAGGAUUGUUUGUGAAAAUGU